This is a messenger RNA of Cololabis saira (Pacific saury), 1730 nucleotides long. RefSeq names its product phosphate cytidylyltransferase 1B, choline b (gene pcyt1bb). NCBI's taxonomy places the organism in Eukaryota, Metazoa, Chordata, Actinopteri, Beloniformes, Belonidae. Gene Ontology annotation, biological process: CDP-choline pathway. The transcript is spliced from 7 exons. Gene Ontology annotation, molecular function: choline-phosphate cytidylyltransferase activity; phosphatidylcholine binding. The record is from RefSeq and is a predicted model, not a curated record. Bases 110 to 985 code for a protein of 291 amino acids.
CAGGCUUAUAAAUCUCUCCUGAUAAGUUGUACGGCUGGCUGAGAGGAGUGGCAGGUGAGUUCAGUGCUGGAGCUAGCGGACACCAGUAACACAAGGCCCAACGUCCAGGAUGGCUAGAAGGAGGCGAGGCCGAGGCAACAACAGCCAGCAACAACAGACCCAGCAGAGCCGGAGAGGGGGCCCUCAAAGGACUCUGCGGGAGCCAGCCAUUUUUGCCAAGCCAUCUGGGUACGAGACAGAUAUUACUCAUGAGAAGUUGACCAUUGCUCAAGCACGGAGGGGCACACCAGCUCAUCGUCCAGCGCGAGUCUACGCCGACGGAAUCUUUGAUCUUUUCCAUUCAGGACAUGCGCGAGCUCUGAUGCAGGCCAAAAACGUGUUCCCCAACACUUACUUGAUCGUAGGAGUGUGCAGCGAUGAACUCACCCACAAGUUUAAGGGAUACACAGUCAUGACAGAGGAUGAACGCUACGAAGCCCUCCGGCACUGUCGUUACGUUGACGAGGUGGUGCGAGAUGCUCCCUGGACCCUCAGCCCAGAGUUCCUCAAGAAACACAAGAUUGACUUUGUGGCUCAUGAUGACAUCCCUUACACCUCUGCUGGAUCAGAGGACGUUUAUAAGCAUAUCAAGGAAGCAGGAAUGUUUGUGGCGACUCAGAGGACAGAGGGAAUUUCCACAUCUGAUCUGAUCACUCGUAUCGUCCGAGACUAUGACAUCUAUGUCCGUCGGAACCUACAAAGAGGCUACACAGCCCGGGAACUUAAUGUGGGGUUUAUUAAGGAGAAUAAGUACCGGCUCCAGAAUCAGGUGGACAAGAUGAAAGAGACGGUCCGUACGGUGGAAGAAAAGUCCAAACACUUUGUCAACAGGGUGGAGGAGAAGAGCCAGGACUUCAUCCAUAAGUGGGAAGAGAAGUCACGAGAAAUCAUUACCAACUUCCUGCAGCUCUUUGGUCCGGAUGGGGCUUGGGCAAGUUUUCUUUAAGAUUAAAGCACAGAACACACCAAUUUAAUAUAUUUAAGCUGAAAGACGAUUUCACUUUGAGGUUCUGAACAACACAUCCACUAGUCACGGCUGAGUUCACCCAAGGAACCAAAUCUCCCCCAGCUUACGCACUCAGAAAUCACAUUUAUGGGUUCUCUGUGUAAAUAGAUAAAUAAAUAAAGCAUAUUCAGUUUGGCAGGUGGGGGUAAAGUGAGCACGAUAACAAGACCAGCGUAAAACACUUAAGCAAAAUAUAACAAGACAACACAAAGUAAACAUGCUAUCUGUUCUUUUUCAGCAAGCACUUCAGGAAGGCAGUGGCCGUGUGCUCCAGGCCCUGUCGCCCUACUCGUCCCCCCGGGGAUCCCCCAGCAGCAGUCCCACCAGAGGACACCCACAUUCUCCCAACUCUCUCCCCUGCUCUGCUUCUCCACCUUCUUCUCCAUCCUCCCCUUCUUCUCCAUCCUCCCCAUCCUCCCCCAAAAAUAGGACACGUUCCUCUCGCAAAGGAGCCUCCACCUACAGUUAACAUGUACCCUGAGUUUCUUGUGAAGUCUCAUGUUUGGUUCCUCUUAAAGCUUAGUUUAGUCAUUUAAUGAGUACAAACAAUACCUAAAAUGACUAUUAAUUAGAAGUAACAUGUAUGAAUGUAGUUCUUUAAUUUAUUAUGGGUAUUUUAAAUAACAAAAAAGACAUAGUGUACAUAAUGUAUCUUCAUAGAAAAAGAUAAUUAAAUGUUUUGUCU